AUCGAUGAACUAAUAUAAAAAACCAAGCACUCUUCACAUUUUACAUAACCCAUCCUUAAACCCAUAUCAUUUCUCCCCGCCAAACCCCUCCUUAAACCUAACUUUUUUUCUCUCUCUAAAAAAAUAUGUGUCAACAGCCUCCAUCUCCAAGAUGCCCACAAGAUUCAUCCAAACGGUCUCUAUUAAUCAAAACAGAGGAAAAAACCCAUCUUUCGUUGGUUCUUAAUGAAGCAAAAUCAAUCGCUUCCAUUUCCUUCCCCAUGAUUCUCACUGGUCUCCUCCUAUACUCUCGCUCAAUGAUUUCCAUGCUCUUCCUCGGCCGUCUCGGCGAUCUUUCUCUCGCCGGCGGCUCACUUGCCGUCGGAUUCGCUAACAUCUCCGGCUACUCUGUUCUAUCUGGACUAGCUAUCGGAAUGGAACCCAUUUGUGGACAGGCCUUCGGAGCAAAAAGACAUAAACUUUUAGGCCUCACCCUUCAAAGAACAAUCUUACUCCUUCUAUUGAUUUCAAUUCCAAUUUCAUUUCUUUGGUUAAACAUGAAGAACAUACUUGUUGUCUGCGGUCAGAAAGAAGAUAUUGCUUCUAAAGCUCAAUCCUAUAUAGUAUUUUCAAUCCCCGAUCUUUUACUUCAAUCGUUUCUCCAUCCUAUCAGGAUUUACCUCCGGUCACAAUCCAUUACUCUGCCUCUCACAUUUUGCGCGGUUUUCGCAAUCAUACUACAUAUACCCAUUAAUUAUCUCCUAGUUUCAAUCCUUAAACUAGGAAUUGAAGGCGUGGCAAUAGCCGGAGUUUGGACGAAUUUCAACCUCGUUGUUUCAUUAAUCUUAUACAUUGUGAUUUCCGGCGUGUACAAGAAAACCUGGCCUGGGAUUUCCAUGGAUUGCUUAAGGGGUUGGAGUAAUCUAGUCAAUUUAGCUAUUCCAAGCUGCAUUUCCGUCUGCCUCGAAUGGUGGUGGUACGAGCUUAUGAUCUUGCUUUGUGGGUUGUUAAUAAAUCCUCAGGCAACGGUCGCCUCCAUGGGAAUUUUGAUUCAAACAACUGCUUUGAUCUACAUUUUCCCAUCUUCUUUAAGCUUCAGUGUUUCCACUAGAGUUGGAAACGAAUUGGGUGCUAACCAGCCUGAGAAGGCAAAAUUAGCUGCGGUUGUGGGUUUAUCGUAUAGCUUUGUUCUGGGUUUAGCUGCCCUGUUUUUUAAUCUAAAUGUAAGAAACAUAUGGGCAAGAAUGUUCACCGGAGAUAUCGAAAUUAUAACUUUGACGGCGGCGGUUUUACCUAUAAUUGGUCUUUGUGAAUUGGGUAACUGUCCACAGACGGUGGGGUGUGGGGCAUUAAGGGGCACGGCCAGACCGAAAUUGGGGGCUCAUAUUAACUUGGGUUGUUUUUAUUUUGUGGGUAUGCCGGUAGCCAUUUGUUUGAGUUUUUACUUGGGGUUCGAUUUCAAGGGACUCUGGCUCGGUCUUUUGGCUGCACAGGCUUCGUGUGUUAUGACAAUGAUGGUCGUGUUGAGCCGGACGGAUUGGAGUCAACAAGCUGAAAGGGCGCAGAAGCUUAUAAAUGAUGGCGGCGAUAUUGAAGAAGAUGAAGAAAUAUUUGAAGAUGAGGAAAAAUCAAAGAUUGAUUCUAAUUUGGAUAGAAAUAGUUUGGAAAAGAGUCAAGAUUUACUUGUUUAGUUUUUUAUUUAUAAUUUAUAUUAAUUUGAUUAUUCUUUUGCUA
This is a messenger RNA of Impatiens glandulifera, 1713 nucleotides long. RefSeq names its product protein DETOXIFICATION 49-like. The record is from RefSeq and is a predicted model, not a curated record. Lineage: Eukaryota; Viridiplantae; Streptophyta; Magnoliopsida; Ericales; Balsaminaceae. Gene Ontology annotation, cellular component: membrane. Bases 126 to 1670 code for a protein of 514 amino acids. The transcript has a single exon. Gene Ontology annotation, biological process: xenobiotic detoxification by transmembrane export across the plasma membrane. Gene Ontology annotation, molecular function: antiporter activity; xenobiotic transmembrane transporter activity.